UGAAAGCUAAAACAAAGCUGCGCUUUUCAACUUCCAUUCUGUGGUGUCGAUAUAAGCAAGAACAAUCAAUAUAGUAUGUUGGAUCGUAAUUCUGUUCCAUGAAAUAUUAAUAUAUAGUUCAUUGAUUUUUUUUAUUUUUUUUAAACCAGUCUAGUAAAAAGAAAGUGAAAGAGGAAAGCUUAGUAAUGGUAAAGUAAUAUAAUAUUUAAAGGACUUAGUAACUUAGUAACAGUAACUAAAGUAACUUUCAUUUAGAAGAGGUCUAUUUAUUUAGUAGUACUAGUGUAGUAGAAGUAGCCCACAUUAUUAACAGGAAAUGGUUAAGUUUUAAGUUACAAUAAAAUUAAGGACUUCUCUAUCACGCAAAGUAAUAAGUAAUGUGGUUCUUUCCGUUGCAAAUAAUAAAAAUAAUAAUAGUUGUUAUUAUCAAUAUUAUUAUCUAAUGAAAUGCCGUCACCAAAAAUAAAAAAAAGAUUUAAAAAAACAUUGGGAAAACCCAGUAUUGCCUCACAAUAAAAUUAGUAAUUCCCGAAACCCAUUUUCUCUUAAUAAGCUACGUGUGACGUAGUUGUUAUUUUCAACUCUCACAAAUUUACAUGGAUGUAAUUCUAUUUAUGAAUGACAUCAAUUGAUCCAUUGAUCAGGUGCCUUUGUUGCAUGAUCUCAAUGAGUUUAAUCCAUGGUUUCGUGAGAACAUGGCUUAAUUUGCUAGAUCAGGAAUUUAAGAUAUAUAUAUAUAUAUAUUUUUUUUUAAUAUACAUUUUAAAAAGUUUUAAGACUUUUUUUUUUUUCAUCAAAUUAUUAUGAAAUUUUUUAUAAGUAACCUACAGUAAAUAAAUGUUUAAGAGAAAUGGAUUGUUUUAUUUUAAAGUAGCAUUGCACAUUCAUUACAUAUAGGUCAUACAUUAGCUAUAUGGCGUCAUUUUGAAACCCUCGCCCCCCCCCUUCUCUCUCUCUCUCUCUCUCUCUCUCUCUCUCUCUCUCUCUCUCUCUCUCUCUCUCUCUCUCUCUCUCCCUCUCUCUCUCUCUCUCUCUCUCUCUCUCUCUUUGUCUCUCUCUCUCCAGCACUCUCUUCAGGUUGUUGUCUUCAAUUUACAUUUUUCUUCUGGAAAAGGCGUACAAUUUAUCAGAGGGUGAACAUAAAUAAUGGGACACUUCCUGGGAGGGCGUAAUUGUGACGAUUUGUGAUAAAUUAAAAUAGUUUCAUUACACACAAACACACACACACACACACACACACACACACACACACACACACACAUAUAUAUAUAUAUAAAUAAAUAUAUCAUUGCCAGGAUUAUCCAUCUUGUGAUUGAAAGCUAAAUGGUGUUUUAAAUUUUAAUGAACGAUUUUUAAUAAUUUAUCCACCAUCAUAGGAUCGCAGACCUACUCGCCUCUUGGCCUCGAAAACAACAGAACAUUGACUGGUACGUGGGUCCUGUGCAAAGAAUGUAGUACAAAAAAUAACAACAAAACACACACUUGCAUAAAACUAACGUUUCAGUUUUUGUUGGAGGGAUACUUCUCGUGCACAUCUGGCUGUUUGGUGGUGAUAUUCGGAUUUUGUGGGGGGGGGGGGGGGGGGGGGGGGUUGUCUAUUUCUCUGUGCACAAAAUUCUUGUGACCACACCAGCUGCUAUCGAUGUAGCCUACAUUUAAGAUGAAACUAGUUCAAUAAGUCUGGACUCAAGAGUCAACAAAUCUUCAGUCUCAUAUUGACCAAAGCCAGAGAGAACAGGUUCUGGUCAGUUAUGAAUUGGUUAUUUAUAAACUAACUUUUAAUAGUGUUUAACCUCUUUUUUUUUUUUUUUUUGGCCAUCAUUUCAAGUGGACACAGGAUUAAACUCAACACAAUAAUAUUUAACAAACACGACUGAUUUCUUAAAAGUUGAGUCACUCAGAAAAGUAUUUAUAUUAUUCAAUUCGCUAUUUCUUUAAGACAACGUUUCUAUCAUUUUUUUAUAAAUUAAUUUUUAAUAGUUUUUAACCUUUUUUUUUUUUUUUUUUUGGCCAUCAUUUCAAGUGGACACAGGAUUAAACUCAACACAAUAAUAUUUAACAAACACGACUGAUUUCUUAAAAGUUGAGUCACUCAGAAAAGUAUUUAUAUGAUUCAAUUCGCUAUUUCUUUAAGACAACGUUUCUAUCAAUAGGCCUAUAUUAUUUAUGUUUAGGUUUAAGGACAGUCUAACAUUAAGAUACCAGUAGCUAUUGAAUUUAAUUUGUCUAACUUUUAUAUUUUUUUAAAAACUUUCUUUUAACUGUACAUGAAUUUUAGUAUACACAUGACGUUAAAAAAUGGCAGUUUUUGAUGAUUCCUGAAUUAACUAUUAUAAUACCGACAACUGUAUAGCAUCUGAACAAUUUCAGAACUAGUAGAUGUUCGUCUGUCGACGCUAAUACCACACACAAAGAGCUAACAAAUACAAUGACAAAUCAGGAUAGAGAUGCUAAAGAAAUUGAGCUAUUCAGAAUAGAGCCGCAUCCACCUGAACGCUCCACUGAUCAUACAGGUAACCCAGUGUUGCUUAUUUAGAACAUUUACCCGUGUCAAUUAAAUGGCGAUGUCGAACGCUAUCAAUAUUUUAAAUAAAAAUAUUUAAAAAAAUAUUUAAAAAGCUAACUCAAAAUUUUUUUUAUGGUUGAGAACCAGUGUCGGAUUAAAACCCCAUGGGGAGCCUAUAGGCAGUCGACAAUUCACCCGCCCCCCCCCCCAACCUCUCCGUUUUUACCCUGUUCGUAAACUAACUCUUGAUGUCAUAUCAGUGACUUCUUAGUUUGAAUUUAAGUUUUUUUGAUCAAUGUGACAACACUGCACUUUUGAGUUCUAAUCAUCAGAGCUGUCACAAAAGACGACAGUCUUUGCUAUCCACCAUUUGAUGAUUACCUUCAGUGACACGUUUAGGUUUUCUGUUGGUUGUCCUCAUUUUUUUGUCCCUGUCCGUCCCUAAUUCUAUAGCUUGUUACACAAUGGAGACGCCCGAGACGCCCGAGAUGCCCGAGAUGCCCGAGACACCCGAGACGCCCGAGAUGCCCGAGAUGCCCAACAGUUGCUAUACAUUACAUUCAUUACGUCAUUUAAAGCAGUGGUUCCCAAACUUUUAAGUUUGGCGGACCGGUGAACAAGUUUCGACAAUAAAUAUUUAUGUUACGGGCACCGGCAGCGUUAGGCAUGCGGACCGUUGAAGGUCCACGGGCCACCAUUUGGGGACCACUGAUUUAAAGGACGUUCAAGAAAAAAUCAGGUCCCCAACCGAGCAGAAAAAAAAAAAAUCUCUUGUCAUGUGGCCCUGAAAUUCUCGGAGCCCCUAGGGACGUGCCUCAAUUGUGUUUUUCGUUAAUCCGUCACGGGUGAGAGUAAUGGCUAGAAGGCAAAAGAAAACAAUAUGUAAACACAACAUCAAUGACAAGUGCACAGUGGUGUAUCAUUGAUGUGCAUUAUAAUACUUGGUACGAUAAGAUCAUUUGUAUUUUAAAUAUAGAAGAAAACAAUUAUUCUAUUAACAAUAAUUGGAACUAACAUAAUGCAUUGUUGGGAUUUAAAGAAUAGUGUUACCUUAAUGGAUCGCUUCCAAGCAAUUCAAACACAUAAUUUUCGAGUUAGAAUUAAAUGGAUUUACCUUUUUUUGUGUGUGUUCAAUUGCAUUGAGAGUUUCAUUCUUAGAAAUGCGCUUUAACGUAACUAUAGCAUUCUUUUAUCAAUAGAGCGAUUUCCACUCUACGGUGCUUAAAAAAUUGAAAUAAUAAUAUUAAUUUUGUAAAUUGAAACUUUAUUGGUAUGCAAAAUUUCAGCUCUAUAUCUGAAUGGCUUUUAUGGGUAAACAUUUGCUCACUUUACCUCAGAGAAGGCCUACAGCUCGCUGGUCACGUUGUUUCGAAUGUUGCAGCGGGAAAACAAGUACCUCAAGAAGAAAACCACUUGCUGUCGCUGUGAGGGGAAAGAGGCAAGCCACAUGCUGUUGCCGUGUGGGCACUAUGGCGUGUGUGGCUCGUGUGUGGAGAGAAUCAUCCAAUGCCCUGUAUGUCGUCGUGACGUCACCGAGGGACUUCGUGUUCAGCUGUCACUAUAAAAAAAAAUUUUAAAAAUUUGUUGACUGUGAAAAUCUCCAACAUUUCACCAUGUAUUUUCCUGUGACCGGCAUUAAAAAAAUAAGUAGAAACAAUGUGGAGAAACAAUUGAUCAUUUUAAGGUACGCUUGACUUUUUUUUGUUUUAAAGUACCAUAUUCAAGUUAAUUGCUUGGUUGGGAAUGUGUUGGUUUUUUUUCAUCUUACUAGAAGCAAAUUCAUAAGAAGGAGGUCACUGUUCAGUAAUUACUUAUCCAUAAUGAUAGUUUUAAUGUGAACAUUACCGCACUGUGAUACUGAUAUUACCCACUGCGUUGGGUUGUUGUGCAGUUUUAUUGAUAUUUAUCGAGCCUUCAUUUCACUCUAGUAUUUUCAUUAUCAACUCCCUUGGGGGAAAUUUCUUUUCUUUUUUUUUUUUUUUUUUUUCCCUACCCACCCACACCCUCACCAUUUUUUUAAUCCGGAAAGAAAGCAUAAAUAAUAAAAUACUUUAAAAAUUUUUUGUUCAUUUUUAUUGAUAUUUAUCGAGCCUUCAUUUUAUUCUAUUAUUUUCAUUAUCUACUCCUUUGGGGAAAUUUCUUUUCUUUUUUUUUUUUUUUCCCCAACCCACCCACACACUCACCAUUUUUUGAAUCCGGAAAGAAAGCAUAAAUAAUAAAAUACUUUAAAAAUUCUAUGUGUCCAGACACCGUGAUUUGUAUUCAUAUAUUUUAACCAAAAAUAAAAAAAUUGUCGUCUUUUACAUGCCCCCCAUUCCUCAAUCUGUUUAAGCAAUUGCUUAAUCUCCAUCCAAAUGUUAUCAUUUAAUAGCUACACAAAAUAUGUCCAGUCCUUCCCUGUGGUAUAAUUGAUAUUCCAACGCUAUGAAAACCCAAACUUCCAUUUGAAUGGAGUUUAAAUAACGCUUGUACGAUUUUUGUUUUUCCUUUAAUUAAAGUUUUUUUGUUUUUUUUUCAAAUUGUUUUCUAAAUGGUUAAACAACAUUUUGACAAAAAAUUGAAAAUGCAUGCAAAGAAGACUUUUUAUGUAUACCCGUUUUAAAUACUCUUUAGUUAUAUCAAAAUUCAAAAUAGUAUUCAUUUAUUGUCAGUUAAGCUUGGGUGUAAUUAAAAAAAAAAAUUAAAUUAAAAAAAAAAAGUUUUCCUUUUAAAGUGAAUAAAGAAGGUUUAGAUAAACGUGUCUGACAAUAAUAGAGCUUUCAGUGUGUGACGUUCCCAAUGUAGAUGGACACAAAGAGAGGUUCUUCGGAGUGCGCUCUUUUGACGCAGUAGCGCCUAAAUUAUGGAACAAUUUUCCUCAGUCUUUGAGGAAAAUGAGAGGAAAAAAAAUCAUUUAAGAGACAUUUAAAGACAUUUUUCUUGAAAUAGAGUUUAUGUCAUCAGAGCACUUUGGGCAUGCUAGAAUAAGAUGAGACUGCCACUAUAGGAUCAUACAAGACUGGCACCACAAUAUCGGCCAUAUAAGCCAUCCAAGUAAGUGUAUGCUAUGCAGAAGCUGCAACGUAAUCAUAUCACGGGGACGGAAGGAUGCCAACAAUAUAUAUAACUCUAAAGACGUAUCAAUGUAUAUAUAUAUAUAUAUAUAUAUAUAUAUAUAUAUAUAUAUAUAUAUAUAUAUAUAUAUAUAUAUAUAUAUUUCUCUCCAUUGAAAAUGUACUCAUCCUUGAUAAUAAUAUAGGUAUUAGCCUUAAAUUAAAAUUAAAAGCUUUCUUACUUCAGUAAGUGAGAUGACAGACUUUUUUUUUACACUGAAAUUUGUACAAAACGUAUUCGGGACAGAUAUUUUUUUCGAAUGAGAGUUUGUUCGAAAUUGACCUUGUUAAACGGCGCUUUAUGCAUUUGUUAAAAAUGUUUUAACUCUAAGUUGUGAAAAAGAAAUGGCAGAAAUGAAAACAUUUGAAAACGAUUUAAAUUUAUUUUUGUUGGUCUCCUCCAUCCCCCAUUAUUUCAUUUCGAACCAGCUACUGUUGAAAAUUCUCUUUCGAACGAAUUCCGUUCGUAAACAUUUCCUGUAACCAAAGUUAAUACAUGUUUUUUGGAGAAAUAUAGCUUUUAUAAAACUGUGUCUGUUGCCUCCUUUAUAUUUAUGAUACCCUACCCCAGUGGUUCUCAACCUUCCUAAUCGUGCGACCCUGUACUACAGUUCCUCAUGUUCCCCGAACCAUACAAUUAUUGUCAUUGCUACUUCAUAAAUAUGUGUUUUGCGAAAGGCCUUAAGCGACCCUUGUGUAAGGGUCGUUCGACCCCAAAAUUGAUCACGAACCACAGGUUGAGAGCGGCUGCACUAAUCCUCAAUACAGGAUGUUUCAUCAGAUAACUGAAGAGUGCGCUCAGACUAUUUUAGUUGUUGUUAUACUGAAGAGUACCACUACAAUCACAUGUAAGUGGUGCUUAAAAAAAAUCAACGAGUGGCACUUUGAAGACACUUUGGUUAUGCAAUAAGCACUUAUAUAUUAUAUAUUCAGGGCCGUAACAACAGUUUUAUGCGCGCCUGGGGAAAAACCGGGGGGGGGGGGGGGAAUUUUUUAACUGACAGGUUUUGCAUUUCUUUUUUAAACGGGGUCAUUUAAAUUAUUUCUUUAAAAAAAGCCCGAGAAGGCUGCUUCAAAUCAAAGAAAUGGCUUCAGGGCAGAUCGGGUUUUUCCCCUUUCAGGUCCUAGGGCACUUCCCCGUUUACAAUCACUUGCUUCUGAAUUGCAUUAAUGUUUAUUUAAUCCCCUUGUAAGGAUGUAAAAAGAAAUGUUUAAGAGCGUCAUGAAUGGAAAAUGUUAUAAGGAGAUCUCUAAACCACUACCAGCCGACAUUGAUGUAACGUCAGGUGCUUGCGGACUUAGAAAGUUAAAUUUCGCAUUAUUUCAACACCCAUCUUGUAUCAUUGUUAUGUAAUUUUUUUCUUUAGACUCCCGCCCCUCUCUGGUUCUGCUGAAAUAUAAUUUUUUUUCCCCAGGCCUCAUCAACGCCAAUUGCAGUUUCGUAUCUCUUCAACAUCGGGGAUUCCAAGAAGGCAGCAUACAAGUUUUGAUUAUAUAGAAUAAGCUAUUGAGAACUAGCUGAAGAUCGGGAUAGAAAUGAAACAAGAAAACGGAAACAAUGCUAGGAAACUUUGCUACAUUUUCUAAUCAUUCCUUUUAACCUGCGUGUUUAAUAAAUAUUUGAUUAAUUAUAAAGAAAAAAAAAACUAGAGAAAUAAAUAUUUUCAAUUUUAAUUUUUCCAAUGUUAAAUUUUAAUCUUAAUCUUUAUAGUUGUUUAUGUGAUAGACCAUAUACUUUUAGCUUUAUCUAUUUUUGAUUCUUAUUCUGCCUUCUUGUAAAUGCUCUGGUGAUGAUGAAAAGACAUCAAGUUGCUCUUCGGGGACUUCCAUGAAAGAAAAUUAUAGCUUCCUGAUUAUUGAAUAGGCGAAUGCUUCAUAUUGUCUAAGAAUGUUAGACAAGUUCAACAUGUUUAACUCAAAGUCAUGGCCAGCGCCCAUAGCGCCGUCAACUAUCUAAGCACGGUACUCAAAAGAUGAAGAUUGAAAAGAUACAACUGAGAAGUAGGCUUCUACGUUUAUCUGUUAGAUGUGAAGGGUCUGGUUACGUCAAGCUGGUUAGUAUAUCUAGCUCUGGAACUCAUCGUUUAAAGCUAAUCCAAUCUCCAGUAACGUUGAGUUGUUG
Lymnaea stagnalis (great pond snail) is the source of this 7720-nucleotide messenger RNA. The record is from the annotation of a GenBank genome assembly. NCBI's taxonomy places the organism in Eukaryota, Metazoa, Mollusca, Gastropoda, Lymnaeidae.